Molecule: messenger RNA, 792 nt
Organism: Pelodiscus sinensis (Chinese soft-shelled turtle)
Lineage: Eukaryota; Metazoa; Chordata; Testudines; Trionychidae
Product: olfactory receptor 52D1-like
Biological process (GO): G protein-coupled receptor signaling pathway
Cellular component (GO): plasma membrane
Molecular function (GO): olfactory receptor activity; G protein-coupled receptor activity
Source: RefSeq, a predicted model, not a curated record
AUGUACCUGCUGCUCUGCAUGCUGGCAUUCACGGACAUCUCCAUUUGUACUUUGGUUGUGCCAAAAGCCCUGUGUAUAUUUUGGUUCAAUUUGAAAGACAUUACUCUGGCUGGCUGCCUCACCCAGAUGUUCUACCUUAACACGGUUCUGUUUACGCAAUCAGCUAUCCUUGUGACAAUGGCCUUUGAUCGCUACGUGGCCAUAUGUAACCCUCUGAAAUACGCCACCAUCCUCAGCAGUGCACAAAUAGCUAAGCUAGGGGCUGUAGGUUUGGUAAGAGCUGUUCUCUUCAUUCUUCCCAUGCCCCUGCUAGUGAGUGAACUGCUGUUCUGUGAUAACCGCAUUAUCCCCCAAACUUACUGCGAUUGCAUGACUGUGGCGAAGCUCUCUUGUGGGGACAUCGCCGUCAUCAGGGUGUACGGUUUGGUGAUAGGUAUUGUAAACAUUGCGUUAGACGUGAGUCUCAUUGCCCUGUCCUACGGUUUCAUCAUCAGGGCCGUUCUCAGAAUCUCUUCCAAAGAAGCUCACGAAAAAGCCCUAAGCACAUGCACCGCCCACGUCUGUGUGUUAUUAUUACAUUGGAUUCCCAGCCUCUUCUCCAUGAUUACAAACCGCUUCGGUCAGGGCAUCGCUCGCCACUCUCAUGUCAUCUUGGCCAACCUCUAUCUGCUCAUCCCUUCCAUGCUCAACCCUUACAUUUAUGGAUUGCAGUCCAAAGAGUUUCGUGAGAAAUUGGGUAAAUACACCUUUAAGAGUUGGUCAUCUAGGAUCUCGGAGUUGAAAUCUAUGUGA